Messenger RNA from Nymphaea colorata (pocket water lily), 1402 nucleotides. Its product is annotated as thermospermine synthase ACAULIS5-like. The transcript is spliced from 10 exons. NCBI's taxonomy places the organism in Eukaryota, Viridiplantae, Streptophyta, Magnoliopsida, Nymphaeales, Nymphaeaceae. Gene Ontology annotation, molecular function: thermospermine synthase activity. The record is from RefSeq and is a predicted model, not a curated record. Gene Ontology annotation, biological process: polyamine biosynthetic process. The coding region runs from base 141 to 1160 and encodes 339 amino acids.
ACUCCUAUAAAUUCCUGCCUACAGCCUUCCCUCCGACCCCCGAUCCCUCUCUCUCUCUUCCCAUAUCUGUCUUUCUUUUUCAUCUUGGUCUUCUCUUCUCUCUUUCCCUGGUCCAAGUAGUAUUCAUAUAGAGGAUCACCAUGGGCGAGGCGUGUGAGGUGAACGGGUACUACUCUGUCAUGGAGGCUCCCAAAUGCAACGGAGAUGUGCAGGCUCACCAGAUGGAGCUUCGCCGGCAGUGUUGCUGGUAUGAAGAGGAGAUCGAUGUUGACCUGCGAUGGUCCUUCGCUUUAAACAGUGUACUUCACACAGGAGCCAGUGAGUAUCAGGACAUCACCCUGCUGGACACAAAGCAUUUUGGCAAGGCUUUAAUAAUAGAUGGCAAGAUGCAGAGUGCAGAGGCGGAUGAGUUUAUAUAUCAUGAGUGCUUGGUUCAUCCUGCCCUCCUUUAUCAUUCCAACCCCAGAAAGAUCUUUAUAAUGGGAGGGGGUGAAGGGUCUACUGCAAGAGAAAUACUGAAGCAUAGAAGCGUAGAGAAAGUGGUCAUGUGUGACAUUGAUCAGGAAGUUGUUGAUUUCUGUCGAAGAUAUCUGCAUGCGAAUAGAGAGGCUUUCCGCAACCAAAAGCUGCGGCUGGUGAUCAACGACGCGAGGUUGGAAUUAGCAGAAAGCAGAGAAAAAUUCGACGUGAUAGUGGGAGACCUUGCUGACCCUAUGGAAGGAGGGCCAUGCUAUCAACUAUACACAAAGUCCUUCUAUGAGACUAUAGUCAAGCCCAAGCUUAAUGCUGAUGGCAUUUUUGUAACACAGGCUGGACCGGCUGGAGUGCUUACCCACAAAGAGGUGUUCUCUUCAAUCUACAACACAAUCAAACAUGUAUUCAAGUAUGUGCAGGCAUACACAGCACAUGUCCCAUCGUAUGGAGACACUUGGGGCUGGGUUAUGGCCUCGGAUCAGCCGAUUUUACUGGACGCCAAGCAGAUAGACAAGAGAAUUGAAGAAAGAAUACUUGGCGAGCUUCUCUACGUGGAUGGCCGUUCUCACCUUUCCUCCACAAUCAUGAAUAAAUGCGUUUAUAACUCGCUAAUCAAAGAGACUCACGUCUACACGGAAGAGAAUGCACGAUUCAUCCAUGGCCAUGGAAGGGCUUACUGCCACUGAAGAUCCAGGACGUGGAUGUCGUCUCCCAGCGUCUCAUAUAUUCUCGAAUAGUCGAUGCAAAGAUCAUGAGUCUUCACAACAAAGGAAACUCAGAAUGCUUGUCUCUACAGAAAAACUCAGCAAUAUGUUCACAUAAUGAUGUCAGCAAAUCCAGAGUAUAUCUACUUUAUAGAAAGAAAAAAAUAUAUGUUAAUGAACUCUAUGAAAUGAUCUUUGUAAUUAAUGUGUGUGAGUUGAUCUAA